GGUUGUUGCUCACUGUGUCGACGCAAUCGCGUUAAAGGAAACAAAAAUUGUAAAUCUGAAAAAACUGCCGGAGCUAAAAUGAAGAAAGAACUGAGAGUUGUUCUGUAUGUACUGAAUCUCGCGGUGACAUCAUUGGCAGCGGAACCCGCAUGUCCCGUGUGCUCGCGAUAUAAUUAUGAGGAAAUGUUAUUAGAGCGAGUUAUCCGCAAUGAGCUGGCCCUGGAACACACGCUUAAAGACAUCAAAGAAACAAAUACAAAGGUUGUGGAUGCAUUGAGGAAGCUUCAAGAUGAAAACGAUAAAGUCAACAUUGUUAAUGCAGCAAUGGAACGUAAACAGAUUGUUAUGGAAGCAGCAUUGAACGAUUCCAUUAAAACGGCGCUGACAAACGUGUCUGAAUCUCUUACUCAUGUGCUGACUGAAUCGGUAUGAGCGAUCAAAGAAAUGGAAGGCAGAGUUGACCUUAUUAAAGGAGAGCUGCAGAUCCCAACAAUACAGUUCCGUGCCAAGCUCGCCUCCUCUAUAACUGUCAGCAGUGGCCAAGAUGUAGUGUUUACACGAGUGGAGGUCAACGAAGGUCGUGGCUAUGACAAAGGAACAGGAAAGUUCACCGCCUCUGUUGCCGGUCUAUACCACUUUGCCGUUCACUAUUGCACUCAAAGUUCGAACUGGGUUUCACCGGAGAUUGUACACAACGGCAAGUCUCUGCAAACGUCAACCCACUACGGGGCUUCUGCACAACAAUGCUCGUCACUGCAGGCCUAUGUCGUGAUGUCCAUGGGUGACAUGGUCUGGGCGAUAUCUACACCCCAUUACACUAGUUACUUUUUUCAUUCUGACGGUUGGGCUGACAAUACAUUUUCUGGGGUACUGCUUCAUGCAUAAUAUCCAAAUGAUGUGUACAUAGAAACAAAUAAUGGACUUAGUUUUAGAAACAAUUAAUACGUUUUACUGUAAUUCUUGUUGCAUUUGUUCUAUUACGCCAGUAUUUGA
Messenger RNA from Dreissena polymorpha, 993 nucleotides. RefSeq names its product complement C1q tumor necrosis factor-related protein 7-like. The record is from RefSeq and is a predicted model, not a curated record. Gene Ontology annotation, molecular function: protein binding. The coding region runs from base 445 to 885 and encodes 146 amino acids. Lineage: Eukaryota; Metazoa; Mollusca; Bivalvia; Myida; Dreissenidae. The transcript has 2 exons.